UUUGCGUCUCCAUCCUCCCACCACCCGCGCUAUCGCUUCCAUCUGCGCGCUCCCGACUCCUGGCUCUCACAGCCCCGCCGCAUCCAUUAAAAAUGACUCGGAUCACCCGGAGACUUUGCGCCGGUGCCACAUAGAGAGGAAGUGGUUUAUCCCUUUGUCUACACGCGGGCACGGUGUUCUUCCAAGGGAUUUUGCUCCAAAAUGACUCCGCAUCUCACCACGCUGCUCUUGAGUGUGGCUCUAACAGGCGUCGCCAGAGGAUGCAGCUCUGGAUGCAACAGUGAGAAUGGAUUUUGUGAGAAGACAGGGAAGUGCAGGUGCAAACCGGGCUGGCAAGGAGACGACUGCGAGCGCUGCAUCCCCUUCCCGGGUUGCUCGCACGGCUCCUGCGAGAAAGCGUGGCAGUGUAUCUGUCAGGAGGGCUGGGUGGGCAGCCUGUGUGACCAAGAUACUCGCCGGUGCUCAUCCAGGCCUUGUUCUGGGAACGCCACAUGCAUAGAGACUGGAGAGGGGGGUUACCUGUGCAUCUGUCCCUAUGGAUACAUUGGGCCCACAUGUCACCAGAAGAAGAACCUCUGUCACUCUAAAGGCUCUCCUUGCCAGAACGGCGGCACUUGUAAGGACACGGACGACACCUCGGAUGUCCGCACUUCCUGUUUAUGUCCCCUGGGAUUUUCCGGCGACUUCUGCGAGGAACGUGCCGACAGUUGCCGACCCAACCCGUGUCUGAACGGCGCCAACUGCACAAACAACGGCGGGGCUUCCACCUGUUCCUGCCCGCCGGGCUUCGCCGGUUUAACUUGUAAUGACACGGCGGGCGCCUUGCCGUGCGGCGUCAAGCCCUGCGCCAACGGGGCCACGUGCGCCGAGCGACCCGGCGGAACCUUCCGGUGCGUUUGUCCCAGGUGGUUUUCAGGUCCGCUGUGUUCCCUGCAGCACAAACCCAAACCCAAGCCCAAACCGGCCGGCGCCAAUCCCGUGGACCACAGGGUGUUUGCGCUAACCCCGCAGCAUUACUCACUCCCUGCACACGCCUUCCACAAGCUCCUCCAACCGCCUGAGAGGGACCUGCUCAAGAUCACUCUGAAAGAGACGGUCCACCAUUCGGCGGGGGCCUUGUCCACGCACGGUCAGCUGGUCUGCUUCGGCAUGCUGGCCCUGCUCACCUGCCUGGUCGUCCUGCUCACCACCGGCAUCGUGCUGUUCGGCCGCUGCGAGGCCUGGAUGGCUAACGCCAAGUACAGCAAGCUGGUACGGCGGCAGCGCGAGCACCUGCUGAGGGAGGUGGGCGGAGCCGGCCAGGAGGAGACGGAGCAUUCGGUGAACAUUAUCCUGCCGGAGAAGAUCAGACUGAAUAGCUUUGGGAAGCAUUACACCUCCAUCUGAGGUCUUGAAGGAGACACCAGUGAAUGUAUCGUGUAAAAAGUAGCAGGAAAAGUAGAUUGUGUACUUUUUCAAGUUUUACCAAACAGCAAUGUGGUAUUUCGUCAUGUGACUAUUAUAACUCUGCUGCGAAAUAGUCAUUUAGUUAUUAUAUGCAAACAUUGUGAGUUUUCUUUAUGUCGUGUUGAGGCGAAACUUGCAAAAGGACAGAGGUACGCCUGGUAAUGGCGUCCAGUAAAAGAUGUGUAUUUACUGUACAACCAUAACUAAACAUUGUUGGGUUUUUCCAGCUCUACAGUCGCGAUCUAAAAGUUGACAUACACUUGUAAAGGACGUAAUGUCAUGGCUGUCUUGAGUUUCCAUUAAUUUCUACAACUCUUGUUUUUUUUGUAAUGGAGUGAUUGGAGCACAUACCGUAUUUCCUUGAAUUGCCGCCGGGUAUAUACAGUGGGGCAAAAAAGUAUUUAGUCAGCCACCGAUUGUGCAAGUUCUCCCACUUAAAAUGAUGACAGAGGUCUAUAAUUUUCAUCAUAGGUACACUUCAACUGUGAGAGACAGAAUGUGAAAAAAAAAUCCAGGAAUUCACAUUGUAAGAAUUUUAAAGAAUUUAUUUUGUAAAUUAUGGUGGAAAAUAAGUAUUUGGUCAACCAUUCAAAGCUCUCACUGAUGGAAGGAGGUUUUGGCUCAAAAUCUCACGAUACAUGGUCCCAUUCAUUCUUUCCUUAACACGGAUCAAUCGUCCUGUCCCCUUAGCAGAAAAACAGCCCCAAAGCAUGAUGUUUCCACCCCCAUGCUUCACAGUAGGUAUGGUGUUCUUGGGAUGCAACUCAGUAUUCUUCUUCCUCCAAACACGACGAGUUGAGUUUAUACCAAAACGGAUACAUGGAUGAUAGAGCAGAUGAUUGGGACAAUGUCAUGUGGUCAGAUGAAACCAAAAUAGAACUUUUUGGUAUAAACUCAACUCGUCGUGUUUGGAGGAAGAAGAAUACUGAGUUGUAUCCCAAGAACACCACACCUACUGUGAAGCAUGGGGGUGGAAAUAUCAUGCUUUGGGGCUG
This is a messenger RNA of Nerophis ophidion (straightnose pipefish), 2441 nucleotides long. Its product is annotated as protein delta homolog 1. Lineage: Eukaryota; Metazoa; Chordata; Actinopteri; Syngnathiformes; Syngnathidae. The transcript has 7 exons. The coding region runs from base 202 to 1386 and encodes 394 amino acids. Gene Ontology annotation, molecular function: calcium ion binding; Notch binding. The record is from RefSeq and is a predicted model, not a curated record.